Alosa alosa (allis shad) is the source of this 771-nucleotide messenger RNA. Its product is annotated as GTPase IMAP family member 4-like. Lineage: Eukaryota; Metazoa; Chordata; Actinopteri; Clupeiformes; Clupeidae. The record is from RefSeq and is a predicted model, not a curated record. Gene Ontology annotation, molecular function: GTP binding. The coding region runs from base 1 to 771 and encodes 256 amino acids. The transcript has a single exon.
AUGGAGAGAACUUCACUGUCACCUGACUCCUCCGCACAAACAGAUCCCUCACCCACUGAACUGAGACUGGUGUUGGUAGGCAGGACAGGGGCCGGCAAGAGUGCAACAGGAAACACCAUAUUGGGCGGAAAGUAUUUCCACUCACAGCUGAGUAGAAGCUUGGUGACCAAAACAUGUCAGAGAGAGUGUGCCAUUGUACAAGGCAGAAAUCUGCUUGUGGUGGACACACCCGGUUUCUCCAACACUGUGCUAUCCCAGGAUGAUGUUCAACAGGAAGUGCAGAGGUGCCGUGAGCUGUUUUCACCAGGCCACCGGUCUGUGCUCCUGUUGAUCGUUCCUCUGGGACGCUUCACAGAGGAAGAACGCCAGGCAGUUAACACAAUCCAGCAACUCUUCAGUCGUGAAGUGUCCAGUUGCACCAUACUCGUUUUCACCCAUGCUGACAAGCUAAAUGGAGAAUCCAUCAAAGAUUUCAUUUCGAGACAGAGUCAAAGCAUCCAGGACCUGGUAAGAGAAUUCAGUCACGGAUUUGUAUCCAUCAACAACAAUAAGCCUGAAGAUGAAAGCCAAGUGGAUCAGCUGCUGAAGAUGGUUGAUCAUUUUGCCAACCCGCUGCGAAUAGUACUUGUGGGCAGAACAGGUACAGGGAAAAGUGCCACAGGAAACACCAUCCUGGGAAAAGACAGUUUCCGCUCAGAGUUCAGCAUGAGCUCUGUGACAGAAGAAUGCCAGAGAGAAAGUGCCACUGUGCAAGGGCGGAUCUGGUCUUGA